Messenger RNA from Pelobates fuscus (common spadefoot toad), 1217 nucleotides. Its product is annotated as myelin protein zero-like protein 2. Gene Ontology annotation, biological process: cell-cell adhesion. Gene Ontology annotation, cellular component: plasma membrane. Bases 83 to 697 code for a protein of 204 amino acids. Lineage: Eukaryota; Metazoa; Chordata; Amphibia; Anura; Pelobatidae. The transcript has 6 exons. The record is from RefSeq and is a predicted model, not a curated record.
GAGCCAGCAGGUGAGGGUACGCCUCUAUCUACUAGACUUGUUCAGACAUUCUUGCACUCAGUGAUUACAGGCUGAGGGAAACAUGUCUGCUCCCUGUACCUUGCACCUGGCUGUUCUGGGACUCUUGUUUGUUUCAGCGCACCCCAUGAAAGUCUACACGUCCAAAGAAUUAGAAGCUUUGAAUGGCACAGACGUCCGUCUGAAGUGCACGUUCAGCUCGGAGUCACCACUUGGGGAAGGUAUCACGGUGUCCUGGCAAUAUCGACACCUCCAAGAAGAGAAAACUGAGAAUGUGUUCUAUUAUCACAGGGAACCAUAUCCUCCACCUCCGGGUCGAUUUAAGAGCCGUGCUUUCUGGGAUGGGAACCUGAACCGUGGUGAUGCCUCUAUAAUGCUAAGAAAUGUUCAAGAAAUGGACAAUGGAACUUACCUAUGUCAAGUCAAGAACCCACCAGAUGUGCAUGGACAGAUGGGCGAGAUCAUGCUCAGAGUGGUCAACAAAGCAAAGUUCUCAGAAAUUCAUAUUUUAAUGCUGAUAAUUGGCGUUGGCAGUGCCUUUAUAAUCUUGUUGGUCUUGGCUAUAGUUCUGUUCCGGUACUAUAGGAAUCGAAAUGAAAGGAGCACUCCUGUCUCUAAUCUGGAAUGUACGGAGAAGUUAACUGAGAAACCACAAGACCCAACUGAAGUCAUCUCAUAACAACCGGAGGAGACACUUCAGAUGGUCAGGACUCCUCAGUCUUUUCAGAGGCCGUGGAUCUUUCCUUCAGCCUGCCUUACAUUGUGAUGUCCAGAGAAAGGACCUAUUAGAUGGAUUGGAGAACAUGGUCUAAAGAUAUGUGUUUUGUAUGUGUUUUAUUUGUUUUAUUCAGUAUAACAAACCAGUAGCACUGCCAGAUACUUUAUGAACCCUUAUCUAGAGGUUCCAUACUCCAUUAGUGUUAUUUUAAGAUACUGAAUCGAUUCUACUUCCUAUUUGUAGUUAUUUCAGGAGUAAUGCUGUUACUGUACUGCCUGCUCCAUAGCAAAGACAAGAGACCUGCAGUUUUUCUGGUGCAAACGUUAUUUGUAAAUAUGUAUUUGGAUCCAAUCUUGAAGACUGAAAGUGUGUGUGUGUGUUUUUUGUUUUUUUUUAAUGUCUUUCCAUUUUGUAUUAAAAAUUGUGUUGUAGAAACUGUAAAAUGAUUUUUAUUGUAAAUAAAAGAUUUAUUCUACUUUUA